GGACUGGCUGAUUUAGGAAGGGAGAAUGUCACGUGGGAGUAGCAUGGGCAGGAGGGAGGGGGCAGAGACAAGAUGGCGGCUGGCGGGCUGUGCGCGAGAAGCAGCAGAGAACUGUGGACCAUUCUGUUGGGCAGAUCAGCUUUGAGAGAACCAGCUCAGAUUGCAGAAGAGUUGAAUAAACACUGGCAGAGGCUGCUUGAAGGGCUUUCUUACUACAAGACACCCAGCGCAAAUUCAGCAGAAAAAGUCAAAGCUGAUAAAAAUGUGGCUGCUCCACUGAAGGAACUGAGUCUGAGAGUCAGCAAGUUCUUGGGUUUGGAUGAAGAGCAAAGUCUGCAGCUGUUACAAUGCUACCUUCAGGAAGAUUAUAGAGGGACCAGAGACUCAUUAAAGACUGUUCUGCAAGAUGAAAGACAGAGCCAGGCUCUGAUACUGAAGCUUGCUGACUACUACUAUGAGGAGCGGAUCUGUAUCCUUCGCUGUGUCCUCCACCUUCUCACCUAUUUCCAGGAUGAGAGACACCCCUACAUGGUCCAGUAUUCUCACUGUGUGGAAAAACUGGAUAAGGAACUGGUUCCUAAUUACCGGAAGCAGUUUGAAGAGCUCUACAAAGCCGAAGCUCCUACAUGGGAGACACACGGAAGCCUCAUGACAGAGCGGCAGGUUUCCCGCUGGUUUGUGCAGUGUCUUCGCGAGCAGGCCACGCUUCUGGAAGUCAUUUUCCUCUACUAUGCCUAUUUUGAGAUGGCCCCGGAGGAGCUGCUGGCGUUUGCCAGGUUGUUCAAAGAGCAGGGCUUUGGCUCGAGGCAGACCAACAGGCACCUGGUGGAUGAGAGCAUGGACCACCUGGUGGACCGCAUUGGGUACUUCAGUGCUCUCAUACUAGUGGAAGGCAUGGAAAUCGAUUCUCUGCAUGAGCGUGUCUUGGAUGACCAAAAAGAGGAGCAUAAGUUUGCUGGCAGUGGGCAGGUCCGCCAGGAAAUGGACUCCCUGCUGUUAACUCUAGGGGAUGUCUCCCAUCAUGCCCCUGUCCUCCUGGCCUGGGCUUUGCUGCGCCACACGCUGAGCUCUGAAGAGUCAGCUGCUGCGAUUAGGCGAAUGGGGAGCACUGCCAUUCAGCUGAAUGUAUUCCAGUACUUGACGAAGCUGCUCCGGUCCAUCAGCAGCGAGGGAAAUUGCAUUGCCAGCACGGCCUGUAUGUGUAUUUAUGGCCUCCUGUCCUUUGUCCUUACCUCUCUGGAGCUGCACACCUUAGGCAACCAACAGGACAUUAUAGAUACAGCUUGUGAAGUUCUGGCUGCUUCGAGCAUUCCUCCGCUGUUCUGGAAAACGGAGCCGACGGCAGGUCUGGGCAUUAUUUUGGACAGUGUGUGCGGGAUGUUCCCCCACCUUCUCUUGCCUCUUCUGCAGUUGCUCAUUGCCCUUGUUUCAGAUAAAUCUACGGCAAAGAAGGUAUAUAGCUUCUUGGACAAGAUGUCUUUCUACAUUGAGCUGUAUAAGCACAAGCCCUCUGAUGUGAUCUCUCACGAAGACGGUACCUUGUGGCGGAGGCAGGUGCCGAAGCUGCUCUAUCCCCUUGGGCUGGGCCAAACAAACCUGCGGAUACCUCAGGGGACGGUGGGCCAGGUAAUGCUGGACGACCGGGCCUAUUUGGUACGAUGGGAGUAUUCCUAUAGCAGCUGGACAUUGUUCACCUGUGAGAUUGAGAUGCUACUGCAUGUUGUGUCGACUGCUGAUGUCAUUCAGCACUGCCAAAGGGUUAAGCCGAUCAUUGAUCUGGUUCACAAAGUCAUCAGCACUGAUGUGUCAAUAGCAGAUUGCCUCCUGCCGAUUACGUCUCGGAUCUACAUGCUGUUACAAAGGUUGACUACUGUGAUUUCUCCCCCUGUUGAUGUUACUGCUUCUUGUGUCAACUGCCUGACAGUGCUGGCGUCCAGGAUGCCAGCAAAGGUUUGGACUGACCUUCACCAUACAGGCUUUUUACCAUUUGUUGCUAAUCCAGUUUCUAGUAUGAGUCACAUGAUCAGUGCAGAAGGAAUGAACGCCGGGGGCUACGGUAACCUGCUAAUGAGCAUCGAGCAGCCGCAAGGGGAAUACGGCGUGACCGUCUCCUUCCUGCACUUAGUCAUGACGCUUGUCCGGGGGCAGCUUGGCAGCACCCAGAGCCAAGGUUUGGUGCCCUGCAUCGUGUUUGUCCUGAAGGAGAUGCUCCCAAACUACCACAAGUGGCGCUACAACUCCCGCGGCGUGAGAGAACGAAUCGGUUGUCUUAUUCUGCAGCUGAUCCAUGCUAUCCUGAACCUGUGCCCUGAAAUGGAUCCUCAUAGCAGCAAUGCUCCCAGCCUGCAGUCCCUUUGCAUCUUCAGCCUGGCCAAUACUGAAGCCGGACAGGCGGUCAUCAACAUCAUGGGCAUUGGUGUGGACACCAUUGAUAUGGUGAUGGCAUCACAGUCCAGCAGUGACGAGUCUCAGGGCCAGGGCCAGCUGCUCAUCCAGACUGUGAAACUGGCCUUCUCGGUCACCAAUAACGUCAUCCGGUUGAAACCGCCGUCCAGUGUGGUGUCUCCCCUUGAGCAUGCUCUUACCCAGCAUGGUGCCCACAGGAACAAUCUGAUUGCCAUCUUGGCCAAGUACAUCUACCAUAAACAUGACCCGGCCUUGCCACGCCUCGCUAUCCAGCUUCUGAAGCGACUGGCCACGGUUGCUCCGAUGUCCGUCUAUGCCUGCCUUGGAAAUGACGCUGCUGCCAUCCGUGACGCCUUCCUGACCCGCCUGCAGAGCAAAAUUGAGGACAUGCGCAUCAAAGUCAUGAUUCUCGAGUUCCUCACCGUGGCUGUAGAAACGCAGCCUGGACUCAUUGAGCUAUUUCUCAACCUGGAAGUGAAAGACGGGAGUGAUGGGUCAAAGGAAUUCAGCUUAGGCGAGUGGAGCUGCCUUCACGUAGUCUUGGAGCUGAUAGACUCCAAGCAGCAGGAGCGCUACUGGUGCCCUCCCCUCCUUCAGCGAGCCGCAAUUGCCUUCCUCCACGCCCUGUGGGAGGACCGCCGGGAUAGCGCCAUGUUGGUUCUACGGACCAAGCCAAAGUUUUGGGGAAAUUUAACCAAUCCACUCUUUGGAACCCUACCUCCACCUUCUGAAACAUCCGAGCUCAGUGUCUUGGACACCUGUGCUUUGAUCAUGAAAAUAAUUUGUCUGGAGAUCUACUAUGUGGUCAAGGGUUCUUUGGACCAGUCGCUGAAAGACACACUGCAGAAGUUUUCCACGGAGAAGCGUUUUGCCUACUGGUCGGGCUACGUGCUGUCCCUGGCGUUCCACAUGGCGGAGACCGAGGGCAGCGGCUGCACCUCCAUGUCUGAGUACCAGAUGCUGAUCUCCGCCUGGCGGAUGAUGCUGAUCGUUUCUGCAAACCAUGCCGACAUCAUGCACUUGACUGAUUCUGAGGUCCAGCAGCUGUUCCUGGAGGUCCUGAGUGGGACAAAGGCUUUGUUGCUGGUUCCCACUUCUGUGUCUUGCCUACAACUAGGAUCCAUGCUGUGCACCCUUCUCUUAAUCCUGCUGAGACAGUGGAAGAGCGAGUUGAGCUCUGUGGAUAAAACCAUAAAUUCCUUGACGCAGAUACUGGAUGCAGUGCUCCAGGCAGACCAGCAGAUGAUGGAGAAGACCAAGGCCAAAGUAUUCUCCGCUCUCAUCACGGUCCUGCAGAUGAAAGAGAGGAAAGUGAGUGAGAUUCCUCGGUAUUCCCAGCUGGUGCUGAACGUGUGCGAAACACUCCAAGAGGAAUUCAUUGCCCUCUUUGACCAGACUCGGCACUGCCUGACCUCUGGAGACGCCACAGACGACAAAGACAGCAUGGAAACGGACGAUGCCUCCCGUCAUAAGCAGAAGGACCAGCGAGACGGGGUGUGUGUGCUGGGGCUUCACCUCGCAAAGGAGCUCUGCGAAGUGGACGAGGGUGGAGAUUACUGGCUGCAAGUGACCCGCAAGAUCCCAAUCCUCCCGACUCUCUUCACCACCCUGGAGAUCAGCUUGCGGCUGAAGGGGAAUCUGCAUUUCACCGAAGCCUCAUUGCAUCUGCUGUUGACCUUGGCCAGAACCCAGCAGGGGGCGGCAGCCGUGGCUGGAGCUGGCAUCAUGCAAAGCAUCUGCUUGCCCCUCUUGAGCGUAUACCAGUUGAGCAGUAACGGAGCUGGUCAGAUACCGGCUUCCUCGCGGAAAUCUCUGGACGCCCCAUCCUGGCCUGGCGUCUACCGCCUUUCCAUCUCAUUGAUGGAGCGCCUUCUGAAGACCCUCCGGUACAACUUCUUGACCGAUGCCUUGGACUUUGUGGGCGUCCAUCAAGAGCGCAUCCUCCAGUGCCUGAAUGCAGUCCGGACAGUACAGAGCUUGGCCUGCUUCGAAGAAGCCGAUCACACUGUUGGGUUCAUUCUCCAGCUUUCAAACUUCAUGAAGGAAUGGCAUUUCCACCUGCCUCAACUCCUGAGAGACGUGCAGGUGAACCUCUGUUACCUGUGCCAGGCCUGCACCUCGCUUCUGCACAGCCGCAAAGUGCUCCAGCACUACCUGCAGACUAAGAACGGAGAGUCCCUCCCGUCAGCUGUCAUGCCUCGUGUCCAGCGUCCCCCGCAGGCCUCCACCAAGCCACCGAGCCCAGAGACGGAGGCUGCCGAGCAAAGGGCUCUGCGCACAGUGCAGUACAGCCUCCUGAAAAUUCUCAGCAAAUCUCUGGCUGCCUUGCGCCACUUCACCCCAGACAUCUGCCAAAUCCUCCUUGAUCAGUCGCUGGACCUUGCUGAGUACAGCAUCCUUUUCAUGCUGAGCUUUACUACUCCGGCCUUCGAUUCUGAAGUGGCCCCCUCCUUUGGGACCCUCCUGGCUACGGUCAAUGUGGCCCUCAACAUGCUUGCGGAGCUGGAUAAGAAGAAGGAGCCGUUCACCGUGAGUGCAGGGCUAGCUACGCAGGAGGAAAACAAGACUCUCAAGUCUCUCCUUAUGUUUACAAUGGAAAACUGUUUCUAUCUGCUCAUCUCUCAGGCUGUCCGGUACCUGAAAGACCCAGCUGUGCACCCACGAGACAAACAGCGCAUGAAACAGGAGCUCAGCUCUGAGCUGAGCACUCUCCUCUCCAGUCUGUCUCGUUACUUCCGUCGGGGCGGCCCCUCGUCUCCGGCUGGCGGGGUUCUCCCCUCUUCCCAAGGGAAGUCCUCUUCCAAGCUUGGUCCGGAAGCCCAAGAGCCUCUCUUCCAGCUGGUCCAGGCCUUUGUCAGGCACGUGCAGAGAUAAGAUUCCAUGCACCGUUUCAAGAGUUCCCAGCGAGUUCAUUUCCAUCAGAUUCUGGCUGGGCACCCCCGCCUGGCAGACGGAAGAAGUGAGUCUCUGGUCUAAAAGCGUUGCCUCAUGCAGCCAAAACAAGCUCUGUCUAUGUCACAAGUAAAUCUGGCUUGGCCUUUAGUAGUUGCUGAACUGAUUCCCUUUUUAUAGCUCUUGCACAGCUUGGGAAGGAUGGAGAGAGGCUGACUUUGAAGUGCCCCCUUCCCCCCUGGAUUUGGGCAUUAAUUUGUUGGUAUAAAAAUGCAGCCUGUCACUGAUGAAGCUCAGCCAAAGGAUGAAGGUGGGCACAGAAACCAUCUCUCAAGUGGUGUUUAAGUUUCACGAAAUGGACCAGUUACUGCUGCUUAGGUUCUAAAAGCGGAGGUGAGAUAUUUUUAAAAGGUGGAUUCCACCUUCCCACUUCUCCUCCUCGUUCAAGACAGUUUUAAAGUCAGAAUUCCAUUACUUUGGUCUCUCACUUUUUUUGUACUACUUGUUUCCUAUUUAUACUGAUUAAAAAACACAUUUCUAA
Rhineura floridana is the source of this 5839-nucleotide messenger RNA. RefSeq names its product nucleoporin 188 (gene NUP188). Bases 73 to 5280 code for a protein of 1735 amino acids. NCBI's taxonomy places the organism in Eukaryota, Metazoa, Chordata, Lepidosauria, Squamata, Rhineuridae. The transcript is spliced from 44 exons. Gene Ontology annotation, molecular function: structural constituent of nuclear pore. Gene Ontology annotation, biological process: RNA export from nucleus; protein import into nucleus. Gene Ontology annotation, cellular component: nuclear pore inner ring. The record is from RefSeq and is a predicted model, not a curated record.